Molecule: messenger RNA, 759 nt
Organism: Trichoderma asperellum CBS 433.97
Lineage: Eukaryota; Fungi; Ascomycota; Sordariomycetes; Hypocreales; Hypocreaceae
Source: RefSeq, a predicted model, not a curated record
CUUUUUAUUAAUUCUUCUUCUAUCCUUUUUCUUACGGCCAUGUAUAGUUUCUUUCCCCCAUGCUUUGUUGAUUUUUCCCCCCCAAAGAUUUUUUUUAUCUUAUACCGGUCGAAAAGGGGAGCUAUUGGGCUAAUUUGAUUUUCACCCUUGUUACUGAUAUUUUUCUCUCUCCUCUUUUUUUGCUGUUUUGCUCUGUUAAAUGGUCUUUUUACUAUACGGAUGCGAUGUCACAUCACGAUUAGGGAGGUGCAACGGGGUGUGGACGGGUGGAUAUAUAAAAACAGAGUGGCGGCGCUCCGGCAAAACAAAAGCGAUAUUUGAUAACCGGUUAUGCCCUGCGGGCUACGCUGGCGGAGGGCCUUAAUGAAUCUAUGAUGGACAGAAUUGGUGGCGUUGCAGGUCGAUUCGAAACCUCUUCUCAAACUUUUUGCUUCCCGGUGCAUCGUCAAAUGUCGGAGUCCUGGCUGGCUAUGGGAACGAAAUGCAGGAUGUUAGCUUUGCGUGUAGUACAUAUAUCACUGGUCUUAUGGGCGAUGUAUAGUCAGUCUCCUUUUUUGUUACGAUCACACGGCAAGGCAUGGCUACAGUAUCAUGUAUGAGAUAUUGGAGGGUACUCUUUACAUAAAGGGUGGACCCUGGGAUGAUGAAUUUCAAACGAUUUGAGUUUUUUUGGUCUUUGGAUACCUAUGUUACGAUAUCAGGAUGAGGAGUUUCAGGGCACAGUGCAGUGUAUUGCAGCACAUUGUGACGAAGUGAAUC